This is a messenger RNA of Saprolegnia parasitica CBS 223.65, 1418 nucleotides long. RefSeq lists its product as hypothetical. Gene Ontology annotation, molecular function: serine-type endopeptidase activity. The transcript has a single exon. NCBI's taxonomy places the organism in Eukaryota, Oomycota, Saprolegniomycetes, Saprolegniales, Saprolegniaceae. Gene Ontology annotation, biological process: proteolysis. The coding region runs from base 27 to 1418 and encodes 463 amino acids. The record is from RefSeq and is a predicted model, not a curated record.
CGGCAAAGGCGAGUCUAUCUAGUACGAUGGUGCGCGUUGUCUUGCCCCUCCUCACUGUGGCCGCCUGCAGCGUCGCCGCCGACCAAACCAAGAUCCACCCGCGCCUCCUCCGAGAGCUCGCCGUCGCCGCGGGCGCCAACAUCGUCGUCGAGUUCAAGGGCCGCGCCGAUGAAGUCCUCGCCAAGGCUGGCCCUGAGUCGACUACCUCCCUCGCCGAACACGUGUACUCGACGCUCCAGGCGCACGCCGACGUGUCGCAGGCCGCCGCGCUGCACAUACUUCGCAACGACAAGCUCGAGUCCGCCUCCACCCUUAAGCCCACGUCGCUAUGGAUCACCAACUCCCUUUACAUUCCCGGUGCGACCCAGGCCGUCGCCGACGCGCUCGCCAAGCUCCCAGAAGUGCUCGCCGUGCGCCACGAAGACGUUCUCACGCUCGACCUACCAACCGUGGUCGAUGCCGCCACCAACGUGACCGCUGAGUGGGGCGUUGCCAAGACGCAGGCGCCUCUCGUUUGGGCCGAAGGCUUUACGGGCGCCGGCGUCGUCGUCGGCUCCAUCGACACGGGCGUGCGCGGCACCCACGAAGCGCUCAGAUCCAACUUUCGCGCGUUGCACGGCUGGUACGACCCCACAGCGCAGCUGGCCGAGCCAUCGGACACCCACGGCCACGGCUCGCACACGCUCGGCUCGGCCGUCGGCGGGCUCGGCGUCGGCGUCGCGCCGGACGCCAAGUGGAUCGCCUGUCGAGGCUGUCCGGGUGGUUCUUGUCCCGAGUCGGCGCUCGUCGCCUGCGCGCAGUUCAUGGUCUGUCCAACGGACGUCCACGGGGCCAACCCGCGCUGCGACCUAAAGCCGCACGUCGUCACCAACAGCUGGGGCAGUACGGUCGACUGGCCGUUCAAGAAGGCGAUCGUGGAUGCGUGGCGCGCCGCGGGCAUCCUUCCCGUCUUUUCCAUCGGCAAUUCUGGUCCUAGCUGCUCGUCGGUGGGCUAUCCCGGAGGGUAUGCCAACGUCAUUGGCGUCGGCGCCACCGACGAUGCGGAUGCACUUGGCUAUUUUAGCAGCAAGGGCCCCACCGCCGAUGGCCGCAUGAAGCCGGACCUCUCGGCGCCAGGCGUAAGAGUGACUUCGUGCGGCGCGACGGGCGAUGCGGCGUACGUGAGUAUGAGCGGCACGAGCAUGGCGGCGCCGCACGUCGCCGGCGCUAUCGCGCUACUCAUCUCGGCCAAGCCCGGCAUUUCGUACGACGAAGUCUACAUGCUUCUUACGACCACGGCCGAAACCAAGAGCCUUGCGAACGAUGCGAGCACUUGCGGCGGGCUCCCUGGCACGGCCUACCCCAACAACAAUUUUGGCCACGGGCGACUCGAUAUCCUCGGCGCCAUCGAGAAGCUCGUCGCAAAGCCGGCUUGCUGA